AGUCACCGGGUGGGUCAUACAGACGGAAAUUUUGUCGUCGUCGUCGUCGUCCUCGCCUCCUCCUGAUGAGAGCAUAGGAUGCGAUUCUCGUAUCCAUGGACAACCGUCGCGGCCCUUGAUGGUACAUCCUCCGAGGUCACAAGUUGGCUCGGAAAUGAACGAGUGUCGAAUGGUCGAGAAUCAAGUGACUGUUUGACGGCCCAGAGCCAAGCUGUGGGUCAAUGCGAAUCCUCUCCCUUCACGGUUCAGAGACUAGACACCUCGUUCCCCUUUCCCCCGCAUGAACGUCGAGUCAACAACCAAAUAUUAUGAGCGUCCAGGGAGAUGAUCGCGACUCGACAGGCCGUCAAAGAUGUCAUGAUGCAUGUUG
This is a messenger RNA of Aureobasidium pullulans EXF-150, 370 nucleotides long. RefSeq lists its product as uncharacterized. The transcript has a single exon. Bases 79 to 312 code for a protein of 77 amino acids. NCBI's taxonomy places the organism in Eukaryota, Fungi, Ascomycota, Dothideomycetes, Dothideales, Saccotheciaceae. The record is from RefSeq and is a predicted model, not a curated record.